Molecule: messenger RNA, 1369 nt
Organism: Xyrichtys novacula (pearly razorfish)
Lineage: Eukaryota; Metazoa; Chordata; Actinopteri; Labriformes; Labridae
Source: the annotation of a GenBank genome assembly
AUGCUGCCCGGGAGAGCGGCUGACGUCCGCCUUUGCGUCCUGACGAGCCGCUGGGUGCCCGCGGUCCUCGCGCUGCUUCUCCUGCUCUCCACCAGCCUGAGCAGCGCGCACAGCACCACGGUGGAGCACGACUUCCACAUCGUCCACAAUGUCGACAACAGAAGUAAGACCUCAUUUUACAACAUUUAUCUAACUUUUUGGGGGGGUUCUUAAUGAGGCUAACUGCAAAAAGUGUUGGAAUAGCAUUAGUGAGGGUGAUUUAAGAGGCUAAAAGUUCAGGGGAAAGACUCAUUGUAAACGAUUGACAAAAUAAAAUUCAACCCUUAAAACAGUUAACUCUGAAUUUUACCUCCAAAAAUGAGGUUAAAUGAAUUUUAACCUCAUUUUGAAAGAUAAAAUUCAUUCGUGAAGGAGCAUCACUUAAAGAAACAACAACUUUAAAUCUUAGAGACUUAUUUACUACAUCCUAGUGUUAGUUUUUUGUUGCUCAUCCAUUUUUACAGAGCUGUACUAUGUUGGUCUGUCAUUUAUUCUUUAUGUACAUUAUUCUGUGAUAGUUUAAUGCAAAAUGCUUCAUUUUAUUAUGUUUUAAUGCAUGUAAAAAUGAGAGAAAUGUGUCUGUACAAAUGUAUCUUUUUAAUUGUGCAGUUUAUGGGUUGUAAAUGGUGUUAAUUGGCUAUAUAGUUUAAUGCAAAAAAUACUCAAUUUUAUCAUGUUUUAAUGCAUGUAAAAAUGAGAGAAAUAUGUGUGUACAAAUGUGUCUUUUUAAUUUGGGUUGUAAAUGGUGUUACUUGGCUAUAUUUUUAGAAUAAACAGUAAAUAAGUAUAUUUUUAUUGUAUCCUGGGCAAAGAUUUCAAAGAUAUGUUUAAAGUCACUUUUUUAAAAUCAAUAAUUUAGUAUUAGAUGUGAAGAAAACUAGCAAAAUAUUAUCCAUCCAGCUUCUUUUUGCAUCCAGGCAGCUUAGAAAAUUCAUCCUUUAUUCUUACGUUGGUGGUGUGUGCAGACAAAAAAUUUAAAACAUAAAAGAUAACCUCAGGGACUGAAACUUUUUCUUGAAAUUAGACUUCUAUGUAAACUCAACUAAUGUAUGUGAGUGAAAACAUAUUAGAAUUGUACAUUUAACAUAUCUGGCUGUUAUAAUAAUUAUUUCUACUGCUUGCUUGACUUCCAGGUCCAGAGAUAGACCCGUUUUGGUAUGUGGGGCGCGGGGUGAGACCCAUCGGGCGCUUCGGGAAGAGGCAUAGCGGCGUGAGCAGUGGGGGUCUGCAGCCUGUUGUCAGGACUCUGGGUCUGCUUCUCAACAGCCUCAGAAACAAGGAGGAUCUCGGAAAUGUGAUAGAUGUCGAGCAGGGGGAUUGGUUACCAUGA